CAUACCCUGCCGAAACUGCCUGUCCCGGAACUCCAGAGCACCAUGGACAAGUACCUGAGCCUGGUUAAGACAGUGGUCUCUCCCGAAGAGUACGCCCGAACCCAGCGAAUCGUGGCAGACUUCUGCAAGCCCCAUGGACUGGGACAGCAGCUGCAGGACUAUCUUCUCUCCAGACAGCAGAAUACCGACAACUGGGCUACAGACUGGUGGCUAAACGACAUGUACCUCAACGUCAGACUUCCACUCAUCAUCAACUCCAACCCGGUAGCCGUCUUCCCUUACCAGCGAUUUCCGUCCCGGAGACACCAGGUUAGGAUCACAGCCAAGUUAAUUUGUGGGAUGCUCGACUUCAAGAACUUAUUGGACACACGGACAUUACCUAUCGAGAGAUGCAAGAACAAAGAAAAGGGUCAGCCACUCUGCAUGGAACAACAUUAUCGGCUCUUCAGCUCCUACAGACAGCCAGGCCAUGAUGUGGAUGUGCUGAGGACUAACCUACACGCUACAGGCAACGAGUACAUUGUGGUGGCUUGCAACAACCAGUUUUACAAAGUGGAGGUCGGCACAUUUGGGGACCCUAUCUGUGAGGCAGAUCUGUGUUUACAGUUGUCACGAAUACUGAACAUGGCCGAGAACAACAAGCAAUCACCAGAAGUCGGGGUGCUGACUUCACAGUCAAGAAAUGACUGGGCGGAACACAGGGACCAUCUCUUAGAAGAUGAGACAAACCGAAUCAGUCUUCAGACGCUAGAGAAUUGUCUGUUUCUGGUCUGUCUGGACAAGGCUACGGUUCCAUCCUUUGGGUGCUCGCGGAAGGAUUUAGUGACAGACCUCACAGCUCGGACACACCACAUAAUCCAUGGACAGGGUGUCAGAAACAACACCUGCAACAGGUGGAUGGACAAAACAAUCCAGUUGAUCGUCUCCGAGAACGGAACUUGCGGCAUCAACAUGGAACAUUCAGUGGCUGACGGCAUCGCUCUGGGACACAUGGUGGAGCACACCUUUAGUGUCAUCAUAAUAAACACAUUUGUCCAACAAAAGGGACUCGAACAUAUGACGCCCGACCCGGCGAGCAAGAGGUUAUCAAUAUCUAUAAACUUCACUGAGACUGGUUGGUUAGUGGAGGACCUUGACCUGUGUGUCUACAGAUUUGAAGGUUAUGGACAAGAUUUCAUCAAAAGUCAAAGCAUGAGCCCGGACGCUUUCAUUCAGCUGUCUUUACAACUGACAUAUUACAAAAUUCACGGUACUCUGACAUCCACGUACGAAAGCGCCUCGGUCCGCAGAUUUAGACUGGGUCGUGUGGACGUCAUCAGAGCCAACUCGCAGGCAGCUUUGACCUGGAUCCGAGCGAUGCUGGGCCAGACAGACAACACGACAAUCCUGGGACAUGGCGUUGACCUUCAUCUGCUGGGUUUGAGGGAAGCGGCGGUAGAAUUGGGUUUGCAGACACCUGAUCUAUUCACAGACCUAUCGUACAAGGAGUUCAACACAUUCCGCUUGUCCACUAGCCAGGUGCCCACGGUGUCUGAUUACUGGAUGGGCUAUGGGGCCGUGGUCCCUGACGGCUAUGGAGUCUACUACAACCCACAGCCGGACUUCAUCACAUUCUGUGUGGCUUCCUUUUUCUCCUGCAUGGAUACGUCGUCGGACAUGUUUGUCAAUUCUCUAGAGUCCAGUCUGCUACAGAUGGCUGAGUUGUGUACGUACGACCCAAAUAAUUCCACCAUCAAACAAAGAUAA
Candidula unifasciata is the source of this 1746-nucleotide messenger RNA. Lineage: Eukaryota; Metazoa; Mollusca; Gastropoda; Stylommatophora; Geomitridae. The record is from the annotation of a GenBank genome assembly.